GAAUGUGCCUUAACAUCCGUAAGUUUCAGUUUCAGUUUCAGAUGCGCUUUCCGCUCGUGUUUUGCGGGGGUUACGCCGUGUACAGCAGGUCGACACUGCCAGGAAAAUCGAUGUGCGCGCCGCAUUGGUCCAUACAAAUCAAAACCCUAAACCCUUCGGAAACAUAA
This is a messenger RNA of Amoebophrya sp. A120, 167 nucleotides long. Lineage: Eukaryota; Dinophyceae; Syndiniales; Amoebophryaceae. The record is from the annotation of a GenBank genome assembly.